Oryza sativa Japonica Group (Japanese rice) is the source of this 1744-nucleotide messenger RNA. The record is from RefSeq and is a predicted model, not a curated record. Lineage: Eukaryota; Viridiplantae; Streptophyta; Magnoliopsida; Poales; Poaceae.
CGCAACGCGUCCCCCAACAACUCGCCCCCCCCCCCCUCUCUUCCUCCACCCCAUUUCGGCGUCCGUUUCUCGCCGCCGCCGCCGUGGUAGUAUCCUCCUCCUCCUCGCGAGCUCCGGAAAGCUCCAGCCGAGGCCAUUGCGUUCCUCGCCUCCAUGCCCGGAUCCCAGUAGAUCCCCCCUCCCUCAACCAGCGCGAGGUCGCGGGGGGCGUGCGGGCGGCGGCGGCAUGGCGUCCGUGGCGGAGCUCAAGGAGAAGCACGCGGCGGCCACGGCGUCGGUGAACUCCCUGCGGGAGCGGCUCCGUCAGAGGCGGCAGAUGCUGCUCGACACCGACGUGGAGAGGUACUCGAGGACGCAGGGGCGGACGCCGGUGAGCUUCAACCCGACGGAUCUGGUGUGCUGCCGCACGCUUCAAGGCCACAGCGGAAAGGUAUAUUCUCUGGAUUGGACCCCUGAAAAGAAUUGGAUAGUCAGUGCCUCACAAGAUGGAAGGCUAAUUGUAUGGAAUGCAUUAACAAGUCAAAAAACACAUGCCAUAAAGUUACAUUGCCCAUGGGUGAUGACAUGUGCAUUUGCACCCAAUGGCCAAUCUGUUGCCUGUGGUGGUCUUGACAGCGCAUGCUCUAUCUUCAAUCUUAACUCACAAGCAGACAGAGAUGGGAAUAUACCAGUAUCAAGAAUACUUACCGGACACAAAGGCUAUGUUUCAUCCUGUCAGUAUGUCCCAGAUCAGGAAACCCGCCUAAUUACUAGCUCUGGUGAUCAAACAUGUGUCCUGUGGGAUGUUACUACUGGCCAAAGGAUAUCAAUAUUUGGCGGUGAAUUCCCAUCAGGGCAUACGGCAGAUGUUUUGAGCUUGUCCAUAAACUCAUCAAAUUCGAAUAUGUUUGUUUCGGGUUCAUGUGAUGCAACUGUAAGGCUGUGGGAUAUCAGAAUUGCAAGCCGGGCAGUUAGAACAUAUCAUGGUCAUGAGGGUGACAUUAACAGUGUCAAGUUUUUCCCUGAUGGCCAGAGGUUUGGUACUGGUUCAGAUGAUGGAACGUGUAGAUUAUUUGACGUGAGAACAGGGCACCAACUUCAAGUAUACAGUCGGGAACCUGAUAGAAAUGAUAAUGAACUCCCAACUGUUACAUCUAUUGCAUUUUCGAUAUCAGGAAGGCUUCUUUUUGCUGGAUACUCCAAUGGUGACUGUUAUGUGUGGGACACACUUCUCGCUGAGGUGGUACUUAAUUUGGGAAACCUCCAAAACUCUCAUGAGGGGCGUAUAAGCUGCCUUGGUCUUUCUUCUGAUGGGAGUGCAUUGUGUACAGGAAGUUGGGACAAGAAUUUGAAGAUUUGGGCCUUCAGCGGACACCGGAAAAUAGUUUGAAGGACAGUUUUCUUCCUGUGUUGUUGUAAGUUCCUUGUGUUAAGAAUUACGACCAACUCGAUGGGCUAUGGAAAUCAGUUUGUUGGUCUUGUAGCAUAGAAUCAGGCAAUCAGCUGUAUCAUAUCCUAAUGUCCAGUGGAAAAAUGCAAUCUGUUGUCUUGGCAAGACGUGUGCUCUGACUCACCGUGUUAAGUUGAUGUAGUGUUUAUAUUACCAGAAAGCAUCAUCCAUUCGGAUCGGUCUCUUCUUGUUGUAUAACUUCUUUUUGUAGUAGAAAGCUACCAACUUUUGCAUUUGUAUUUCACAACUGAUUAUGAAUUUGUCCCUUUCCAAGUCAGGCAUAUCAGCUGUCCAUUGUACUGUGCUGCUUGUGCA